Molecule: messenger RNA, 2516 nt
Organism: Mauremys mutica (yellowpond turtle)
Lineage: Eukaryota; Metazoa; Chordata; Testudines; Geoemydidae
Product: galanin receptor 2b-like
Exons: 3
Coding region: 142-1266 (374 amino acids)
Biological process (GO): G protein-coupled receptor signaling pathway
Cellular component (GO): membrane
Molecular function (GO): G protein-coupled receptor activity
Source: RefSeq, a predicted model, not a curated record
GGAGGGCGAUGCGGGAGCGGCGUGGCGGGGACCAGCCGCGCAGUGCCAGGGAUGGUGCCAGGCGCGCAGGCAGCGCGCUGACCGCCCGCGCCCGCCGCUGCUGCCCGGCAGGAGGUGUCCUGCAUCUCCCCUGAAGGCAGGAUGACAGAGCACGAGGACUUUGCCAGCCUGGCUGGGUACUGGAACGCCUCGGACAGCUCUCAGUUCAGCCCCGCCAGUGUCAUCAUCCCAGUGGUCUUCUCCUUCAUCUUCCUCCUGGGCACGGUGGGCAACAGCUUGGUGCUGGCAGUGCUGCUGCGCAACGGCCAGAUGGGCCACAACACCACCAACCUCUUCAUCCUCAACCUCAGCCUGGCCGACUUCUUCUUCAUCAUCUUCUGCGUCCCCUUCCAGGCCACCAUCUACUCGCUGGAGGGCUGGGUCUUCGGCUCCUUCAUGUGCAAGGCCGUCCACUUCUUCAUCUACCUCACCAUGUAUGCCAGCAGCUUCACACUGGCUGCCGUCUCAGUGGACAGGUACCUGGCCAUCCGCUACCCACUGCGCUCCCGGGAACUGCGGACCCCCUGCAACGCGGUUGCUGCGUUGGCUGUGAUCUGGGGCCUCUCUGUGAUCUUCGCUGGUCCAUACCUGAGCUACUACGACCUGAUCGAGUGGGAGUCCAGCUACAUCUGCAUGCCCGGCUGGGAGGAGUGGAAGCGCAAGAUCAUGGACACCAGCACGUUUGCCUUUGGCUACAUGAUCCCCGUGCUGAUCGUCAGCCUCUCCUACACCAGGACCAUCAAGUACCUGUGGACGGCCGUGGACCCCCUGGAGGAUAUGUCAGAGUCCAAGAAGGCCAAGCGGAAGGUGACCAAGAUGAUCAUCAUAGUGACCAUCCUCUUCUGCCUGUGCUGGCUGCCCUACCACGUGGUGAUCCUGCGCUACCUCUAUGGGGACUUCCCCUUCAACCAGGCCACCUACGCCUUCCGGCUGCUCUCCCACUGCAUGGCCUACGCCAACUCCUGCCUCAACCCCAUCGUCUACGCCCUGGUCUCCAAGCACUUCCGCAAGGGCUUCAAGAAGGUCUUCAGCUGCCUCCUGAGGAAGAAGGCCCGCAACAAGGUCCAUGUGGUGCACGCUGCCCACACGGUGCCUGGCUUUGAGGCAGGCUCCACUGAGGUAUCCCAGAUGAACGAGGAGAACAACGGGCAGCAGGAUGAGUGUGAGCUGGAUGCAGGAUCCCUCAUGGUCCAGUCAGGCUCCUCCAGGCCCCUUCACCUCUCCUAGCAACGAGGCUCCAUCCUCUCGGGCAGCCAUGCUGUGUUGCCAGUGGCAGGGAGAGGCCUCUCCUUCUCACUGGAUGAUGGAGAGGACACGAGAGACAGUCCCAGAGAAUCCCACUCCUACCCCUGGACUUAAAUUUCUCCUGGCAUCUCCCGAGCACUGCAUCAGAGCCCCCCAGACAGCGUCCAAGAAGGGACCUGCCCGUGGGAGGGACCAGACCCCGGCUCACACUGGGGCAGGUCACGGGGUCUAAAGCUCAUUGGACCCCUUCUUUGCGAAUGGAGCAGAGACUGACAACACCAACCCAUCUCCUUUGAUUGCAUCUGGUUUGGUGUCAGUGCUCUCUGCUCCUUAAUUCCUGCCUUACCCACUAACACCCACCACUGUCUUGCUCUAGUGUAGUCCCGUCUAGGCAGUCCUGCUUUUUGCCUCAUUUAUGUGGCUUCUCGGGGUGCAAACAUUCCCUCCCAUCUCUAGCUCAUGACACUGUCUAGAGGCAGAUUCCCAACUCUCUGUUCCAUAUAUCACAGGCGAGGAGAGAGCACGGAAACGCAGCAGGCAAAGCUGCCUAGGCCUGCUCUAGCCAUGCUUUCAAACACGCCCUGGGGGAACAGACAGGGCUGGCCUGUCCCUCAGCCUCUGCUUGGGGCACUGUUUGUACCACUCCAUUUGCCAUGUGCAUUUGCAACUGCCCCACUGACUUCGUUGUACCAGCCACAUGCUUGUCCCUUUGCACCCAGGACCUUGGCCAUGUGCUCAUCUUUUGAUCCAUGAUACCUGCCCACCUACUCACCCCCCCGCCCUGUGCAGCACAACCCCUACUCUCCACACACCAUAUGCGUGGUGUUCACCUGGCAAUACCUGCCAUGAGGUCACCACUUGACACUGGCCCAGGUCUAGGUGCUGGGAGCAUCAUAGCGCAGCCCUUGUGUGUGAGCUGCUCGUUUUCCCUGCGCUCACUGUGUGACCUUCAUCAAUCCUUGUGUUCUGCAUAGCAGGUGGGACCAUAGAGUGCAGACAGGCCAGAAUCUAUGCUGGUUUAUUGACUAUGCCAUGGCCAAGACAGUCACCAUAACCGGUGUGCCCCUAAAGCAUGUUGUAUUCACGGCAUGGGUGCACAGCUGCCUGUGCGAGCCUGGUUCUGGUGCUCACCAUUCCAGUGUAAGGGGCUCUCCUUCGCACAUGGAGCGCUGGGGUCUGUGUGAGGGAGACGGGGCUGUACAUACUGUAGAGGUGUCUUUCUAACCCCUAGC